Molecule: messenger RNA, 1303 nt
Organism: Tilletiopsis washingtonensis
Lineage: Eukaryota; Fungi; Basidiomycota; Exobasidiomycetes; Entylomatales
Exons: 4
Coding region: 1-1227 (408 amino acids)
Biological process (GO): lipid metabolic process
Molecular function (GO): oxidoreductase activity
Source: RefSeq, a predicted model, not a curated record
AUGGCCGACCGAUACUCGCACCGCCACGUCAAGCCGGCGCCAGACCCGGCAACACUGCGGCAGUUCAGCGUGCCGCCCUUCUCGACCCGCGAGCUGCUCGCCGCCAUCCCGACGCACUGCAGCGACAUCUCGACGCUGCGCUCGCUCAGCUACGUCGCGCGCGACUUUGCCAUGUGCGGCGCAGCGUACGUGGUGCUGCACAAGCUCUCGCCGCAGCUCGAGGGCUACGCGCUACUGGCCCUCCGUCUGGCGUACGUCGCGUUCCAAGGGCUCGUCUUCACCGGCAUCUGGACGCUGGCGCACGAGGGCGGGCACCGCUCGCUCUCCAAGACGCGCUGGGUCAACGACGCGGUGGGCUUUGUCUGCCACACCAGCCUGCUCGUGCCGUACUUUCCCUGGCGCAUCAUCCAUGCGCGGCACCACGCCGCGACGGGCCAUGCCACGCGCGACGAGAACUUUGUGCCCCGCUCGCGCGAGGAGAAGGGCCUCAAGCCGCUGCGGCCGGUGGGCGAGGCGGACGCCGCUGACCUGCCGGGCGCGCCGUCCUUUGGCGAGUGGCUGGCCGAGACGAUGGAGGAUGCGCCACUCGCCAACUUUGUCACAAUCGCCAUCAUGGAGCUGCUCGGGAUGCCGCUCUACCUCUGGCUCAACUUCGGCGGGCAGCGCCACUAUCCGUUCGGCUCGGGCCAUUUCCUGCCCUCGGCGCCGUUCUUUACGCCAGCGCAGCGCAGCCAGGUGCUGCUCUCGGAUGCCGGUCUUGUUGUGGUCAUCGGCGCGCUGAUCGCGUGGACGCGGGCGACGAGCGUGGCAACAGUGUGGUGGGCGUACGGCUUCCCGUACCUCGUCUGCAACUUCAACAUCGUCCUGAUGACGUUCCUCCAGCACACGGACCCGUUCCUGCCGCACUACUCGGACCGGGAGUGGACGUGGUCGCGCGGCGCGCUGUGCACCAUCGACCGCAGCUUCUUUGGCUGGGUGGGCCCGUUCUUCACGCACUCCCUCUGCGAGACGCACGUGGUGCACCACAUCAGCUCGCGCAUCCCGCACUACCGCGCGCACGAGGCGACGGCGGCGCUGCGCGCGUUCCUCGGCGAGCACUACCAGGCGUCGCCGGAGAACAUGCUGCUCUCGCUGUGGAAGAACAAUCUGCACUGCAAGACGGUCGACCCGCGCGAGGAUGUCAUGGUGCGCCGGACGGACGUGUGCGUGAGGGUGCCCGCUUGCUGACGCUGCUGCAGUUCUACCGCGACGCCCACGGGCACGCCAAGGCCGUGCUGGCGCCGCGCGAGGCGGCCAGCUCGGC